Xiphophorus maculatus (southern platyfish) is the source of this 2081-nucleotide messenger RNA. Its product is annotated as cingulin-like protein 1. The record is from RefSeq and is a predicted model, not a curated record. The coding region runs from base 12 to 1868 and encodes 618 amino acids. Lineage: Eukaryota; Metazoa; Chordata; Actinopteri; Cyprinodontiformes; Poeciliidae. The transcript has a single exon.
UUUAGGAGAAAAUGUCUCAUUAUACGCCGAGAUACCACCGUGGGAUGAUGGGACCCCACGCGAGAAGGGGAGGCCAGCAAAACCCCCAAGGCAGGUUCCCUCCUGCACACCCGAAUGCCUUACACGGGGAAAUCCACAGGCUGAGUUACCUUCUGGAAAUGGAGAGAGCCGGGAGGUUUGAAGACAACCAGAAACUGUCCCACCUGGAGGCCGAGCUGGAAGAGACCAAACUCCAGUUAACAAAGCAAAAAACUCUCAAAGAAACGUUUAUCAACCAGGCCAAAGAGGCAAAGAGGGAACUUGAGAGACUAGAGAAGUUCAGUGAUCCAGCAGUCUGUAACGCUGCGGUCAUUGCUUCCAAGGUUCACAACAAUGUGAAAUACAUGAAGAAGAAGAACUUGCAACAAGACUUGGAGGAGUUAAAGGUGGCCCACCUCCUCAGCCAGGAAGCAUUUGUGGCUGAAAUAGAGGCUGAGAGGAAGAAAAGUCAGGGACUCCAAGAAGAUCUGGACAAACUCCAGACUUCCUACGAGGAACUGCGCUCUGAGUAUGAAGCAGCCGAUGCUCUGCUGAGGCAGGAGGCCGAGACACAGAAGCUUUAUGAAGCGAGACUGAGUGAAGAACAACGACUGCUGGAGAACUUGAGAGCUGAGAAGGACAACAUGUUUAAAGAAAUGUCCCAAAAGAUUUCAUUCCUGCAAGACGGUGAGAAACUUUUGCAGGAAGAAUUAAAUCUGAUCAAACGUUCAUACAAUGAACUGACCUGCAAAUAUGAAAGCGAAGUUUCUUCACUAAAGCAAGACGUGGAAAGAUAUCGGCAGGAGGCGACAGAUGAGAAAGACGCCAACAUAGAAAGAACGAAUGAAAAUCUGCAGCUUAUCAACAAUCUGAGAGCUGAGAAGAUGGAGCUCUUCCAUAAAAUGUCCAGAGAAAUUACAGUUCUGCAAAAGAGAGAGAAGCAGAUGAUAAAACUGGACCAGUUUAACUUCUUCUACGAGGAGCUAAAAUGUAAAUAUGAAAGAGGCAUGAUGGAUAUACAGCAGCAGGCUGAAACGUACCAGAAGAAGAUAAACCAGGAGGAAACUGCUCUUUCAAACAGAGAAAAGAAAGAGAAGGUUAUGCAUGAAAGAAACAAUUGUGAGCUGCAACAACAAGUCGAAAACCUUCAGCUGCAGAUAAAUCAGGAGCGAAAAGAUCAUCUGGAGAAAUCAGAGGAGGACAAGGAGCAUCUAGAGAACCUGAGAGCUGAGAAGGAGGAGCUCUAUCAAAACAUGUCCAGAGAAAUCACAGUUCUGCAAAAGAGAGAGAAGCAGCUGAUAAAUGAACUGGAUCAGGUUAACUUCUUCUACGAGGAGCUAAAAUGUAAAUAUGAAAGAGACAUUAUGGAUAUCCAGCAGCAGGCUGAAACGUACCAGCAGGAGAGAAAAGCUCAGCUGGAGAAAUCAGAGGAGGACAUGGCACUUCUAGACAAUAUGAGAGCUGAGUUUGCCGUCCUCCAAGAUAAAACAACAACUGAGAUUCAAUUCCUUCAGGACAAGGAAAGGAGUGUCCAGGCUGAGUUGGAGAAGGUUAACAGUUUGUACCUGGAGUUAAACCGUCUGUACGAAACUGAUGUCACUGCAUUGAAACAGGAAGCAGCAAAAUACCAGCAGGAGAAAAGUUGUAUGAUAAAUGAUUUGGACAGAGAAAGAGAGGAUGUACUGCUGCCCGACACUGUGACAGCUGAGGAAGAAGAUCUCCAUCAAAACCACAUCCCAGUUUUCCAAGAGGAGAAGGAUGGUAAAAAGAAAAAAUCAAAAUUUUCAAUUUGGAAAAAAGUCCAAAACAUUCUGCGAUUGAAAAAGCCAAAAAAAAACCCAAAAGAUUGAAGACGAUCAAGAACAUGUUUAAUGUUCUUGAUUUUGAUAUUUAGAGGAGAAACACGUGAGAGGUCUGUGAACGGGGCGCCAUGCCACGCUCCGUCAAGAGGAAAUUUAAAAACCAUGAAGUUUUUUCCCAUCGACUAACUAGAAAAUAGAUCCCUUCCCGACCCGAUUGGAAAAAACGUGGGCAGCACGGUGGUGCAGCGGCUAGCGCUGCAU